AUGAGACCGCUUUUCUUCUGUCUGCUCCUAGCGCUGCGGCGCGUUGCAGCCGAUAACGACGAAGAUUCCGAUUUAAACCCAAGAUGCAACACCAAUGUGAGCAUUACAUCGCAAGCAGAUGCAGACUCCAUCGCCUCCUGUCAAACCGUCCGCGGUAGUGUGACCAUGACGAAGUCUGCGAGCGGGACUAUCAACCUCCAUGGAGUCGAGGCAAUCCAGGGCCCUCUUACAGUUCAUGGAGCUUCGAACCUCAGUUCCUUGGUAGCGUCGGACCUGAGGACCGUCACUGGAACAUUGACUGUGGCCAACAAUGAUGCGCUCAAUCAAAUCGCAAUGUCCAACUUACCGACCGUUGGAGGAGACAUCAAAGUGGAGAACAAUCGAAAUCUGAAAGACCUGUCGUUGAGUGACCUGGAUGAGGUCAGAGGGGGGCUGACCGUCUCUGGUGAUUUCAAUCGGAUCUCCUUCUCGAACCUUGGCACAGUCAGCGGACCUUUUACGAUCCAUAGCUCAGGCACCUUCAACUGCUCAAGUUUGGAUGGUCAACGGUCUGGAGAGGACAAUGCCGGAAUCGCCGUGGCAGUGGUGAUCGUCCUUUGGCUGUUCAUCCGCCGUCGAAAGCGCCAGCAGAAUCGACGAACAGAAAAGCUAAUAUUAGAGGUUGCCACACCGCCAAUACCAGGUCUCACCGGCCUCCCUAGCAAGACAGAAAAGCCGACUCCAAAGCCCACGCCGCCCCAAGAGGCCGUGGAGAGGAGUACUGUUGUAAUUAAUCCACUCAAGGGGUCAAGUUCCCCCGAAAACCACUGUCCCCACCACCAGCCGCAGACGCGAGAUCCUCUGUUCCAGCAUCUUUCCUCCCCGGAUCCGAGAGAAUGUCUGUUCCUGUAUCAUUACUUCCUGGCUCCGAUCCAUCAGUAUCCUCGGGCUCCGUUCCCACCGAAGAGUCACGUCCGAUCCCACGUUAUUCUUACAUCAUAUCCCGCCCCCGGCGCCACAGCCUGGAAGUACCGAUUCUGGACAGCGGGAAUGUAUACGAGGUGGGGACCGGUCGAACAAGGCCGCAAACUCCUGCCUAUGAGCUGGUUGGAGGUGGAAUGA
Molecule: messenger RNA, 1101 nt
Organism: Aspergillus viridinutans
Lineage: Eukaryota; Fungi; Ascomycota; Eurotiomycetes; Eurotiales; Aspergillaceae
Product: putative GPI-anchored cell wall protein Pst1
Exons: 4
Coding region: 1-1101 (366 amino acids)
Biological process (GO): fungal-type cell wall organization
Cellular component (GO): fungal-type cell wall; plasma membrane
Source: RefSeq, a predicted model, not a curated record